This is a messenger RNA of Dictyostelium purpureum, 2195 nucleotides long. RefSeq lists its product as uncharacterized. Gene Ontology annotation, biological process: positive regulation of proteasomal ubiquitin-dependent protein catabolic process; protein polyubiquitination; ubiquitin-dependent protein catabolic process. Gene Ontology annotation, molecular function: ubiquitin protein ligase activity; ubiquitin conjugating enzyme binding. The coding region runs from base 1 to 1836 and encodes 611 amino acids. The transcript has 3 exons. Lineage: Eukaryota; Evosea; Eumycetozoa; Dictyosteliales; Dictyosteliaceae. Gene Ontology annotation, cellular component: cytoplasm; ubiquitin ligase complex. The record is from RefSeq and is a predicted model, not a curated record.
AUGGUUGAUGUUAAUAGUGUUGGUAGUGCAGGAAGUGGUACCUGGUUACAAUUUUUAAAAGAAAUAAAGAAUGAAAAACCACAAGUAGAGGAAGUAAUAAGUGAUAUCACAUCACUAAGCGACGAUACAAAUUUGGUGUAUUCAACGAUAGAUAGUAGUGUAAAUAAUAGUACAAAUAAUAGUAGAAUAAACGAUAUCAGUUUAAUGGACUGUCAAACAAAUAGCAUUAGUAAUAGAAACAGUAGUAGUUAUUUAAGCAGCAGCCAAAUAAAAGACUUAAGAAAUAGUUGGAUUUUUAACGAAUACCCAGAUAUUUCAGUAUUUAGUUAUGAAAAUAAUGUUAGAAAAUCUUCCUUUUCCCAAUCGGCACCUAAUACACCUUUAAUAGGGUCAGCAAAUUCAAAUAAAGAAGAAAAUGGUUAUUUACGUAAAUUGGCACUAAAAAAGAAUAGAUUUAGUAUGGAGAAUCAAGAUUAUAAUACAUCCUUAAAAUUAAAAAUGGCAUCUGAUGAAAUAGAUAAAUUAAUUUUCUUUUUAAAUACACCAAGAGAAAAUGAAGAUUGUACAAUAGAUUCAGAAAAAUAUAAUAAUAAUAAAAAAAAUAAUAACAUUCAAAAAUUAUCAAUAUUAGAAGAGGAGGAAGAUCAAUUGCCUAUUAUUGAGCAAAGGGAUUUUAAGAGAAUUAGUAUGGGUCUAGAGAAUAUAAAUCAAAAUAUUAUUGGGGAUAAUUUAGAAGGGUUUAUAGAUAUUUCAGAAACUUUUAUGAAGAUGAAAGAAAAUGACUUUGUAAAUAUCAAUCAAGAUGGUGCAAAUAAAAUUACAGACGAAAAAACUAUCAAUGGCAAAAAUCAACAAGAAAAUAAUUUUCUUGGUAAAAUUGAAAUAAUUAAACAAGAUCAUUUAUUUAUAAACAACGAAAUCAAAAUGGAUCCAUUAAUCGAAAUUUCAAUUGAAAGCGAUGUAUUAGAAGAGUGCCCAAUUUGUUGUCUUGAUAUAGAAGGUUUACACAAUGUAUUUACAUUUAGUCCAUGCCAGCAUAGAUAUUGUGUUGAUUGCAUUAGAAAAUAUUUUACCGAUUUAAUAUUUAGACAAAUGGAAAUUCAAUGCCCAGAUCCCAAGUGUGACAGUAUAGUUCAUGAUUUAAAAAUAAAAGAUUUAGUUGGAAACGUUAUUUACAAGAGAUUUGAAGUUUAUAAAUAUUUCAAAAAUACAAAAACCGAUAAUAUAAUAUUUUGUGCCGAAUGUCAGAACCCUAUCCCAUAUAAAUCAUUAGCAACAAUGAGUUCAACUCCUUCAAAGAAUACUGUUUCAUGCGAUUCCUGUAAAGCUGAACACUGUAUAGAGUGUUUUACACUGUCCCAUCCAGAUAAAAACUGCAAAGAAAAUCAAAAGUGUAUCAGAGAAAGUCUAUCACCAGAUGACUUAAAAACUAUAAAUUGCUUUUUAUGUUUAGAACCUCAUGAUCAUAAUUUAAGUAUGCAUGUUCAUGGACCAAAAUAUCAAGAGGAAAACCCAGUAUUAUUAGAUAAUUUAAAUUAUGUUAAUAGAUAUCAAAAGAGAAAAAAGGCAAAAACAAUUGCAAAAAAUGUUUUAAUCGCAGGUGGGGUUAUCGUUGCCGCACCCAUAUGUGUAGCAGCAGCGGCUGUGGCAGCUGUACCAUUGUUAAUUUAUGUUUUAGCCAAAAAGAAUAAGAAAAAGAAAAAGGAUAAACAAAACAUGAAGUAUGAAGAAUGGGCAUCCAACGAAUUUAAAAGGAGAGCACAAAAUGGUCUUGAAAUUUCGCCAUAUAUAGAACAAGCUGCAAUUAACUAUGCUCAAAGAAAAAAUAAAAAAUAGUUAUAAUAAUAAAUAAAAAAUAGUAGUAGUAAUAAUAAAUAAUAAUAAUAAAAAUAAUAAUAUUAAUAAUUAUAAAUAAAAUUAUUAUAAUAAAAUAACCAUCAACUAAUAACUAAUAACUAAUAACUAAUAACCAAAUAAUAUAUAAAAAAAUAACAAUAAUUUCACCACCACCACCAAAUUACAAAAAAUCAUAUUACAUGAAUGUUUAAUAAUUUUUUUACAUAAUCUUAUUGUUUUGUUGUUAAUAUAUUUCAUCUAGAUAAGCUCAAAAAUAAUCAUAACAUAAAAAAAAAAAGCACAAUAAACUAACAAACAACAAUCAAACACAUAAUAACAUAUUAAAACAGCCAAGUAUC